Molecule: messenger RNA, 1377 nt
Organism: Orbilia oligospora ATCC 24927
Lineage: Eukaryota; Fungi; Ascomycota; Orbiliomycetes; Orbiliales; Orbiliaceae
Exons: 3
Coding region: 1-1377 (458 amino acids)
Source: RefSeq, a predicted model, not a curated record
AUGUUCUCGUCUCCUCUUACUUCACUUCCUUUUAUCUUCGCUAUUCUUGGGGCUUCCAUCGCUGCACCUGCUACCCAUACCGCCAAUGUCGCUCGUGGGGUUGAAUCUAGUAGCGAUAUUUGCUUAGUUAGCAAGCCGAUACGGUGUCUUCCUAGUCGUGGGCUUCGAAAUCUUGAAGCGGGAACAGCCGUCAACAAUCUAGCUUAUGGAAGAGUCCCCAUGGAGGGCUUCAAUAUUGAAGCUGGAACAUGCAUCCACCACAUUACCGGUUAUACAUGUGCUCAAGUCUGCAAUUAUACCCCUGAAGAUAGGAUUGUUUCCCAAAAGGAGGUCUUCCUCGCGCUAGAGAAUCUCAGGAUGGAUUGUGGUGCCGACCAUUUCUCCGGGGGGCAUGUUUUUGACAAUCUAUCUGCAUAUAUCUACGGUAUUGGCGGUGCGGAUGAUGUUGAUCCUGGAACUGCUGAGAAGGACGUUUUUACCGGUGAAAUCAACACGGUUAAACGUGCAGUGGUGACAGAUUCCAAGUUCAAAAAUGGAGUUCUUAGCAUCACUGUUGACCAAUCUCCCAAAUCUCGCGCUGAGGUCGAAGCUUUAGUAAACGACAUGCUUCUGAUGCAUAAAAGGUCCGAAAAUGCGACUAACGACCUGGAAGAUCGGAAUUUUGAUCCUUGUGAUCACGAUAACGGGUUUACGGGUGAAUCAAUCUGGGGGUGUAACAAAAGACCCCUCAAUAAGGACGGCAGCUGCGAUUUUAGAUACAAGAACAACAACCGCGACUGCGCUGCAUGGUGUGAAGUCCGUCGUAGAUACUUCCACGGCUCGGAAAGACCAUACAGCGUCGGAACAAUAAACAGAGGCCCCGGUGCACCCAUGGUGACUUUAACAAAAGGCACAUCGACGAGCUGGGGUGUUUCGUAUGGGCUUAAUCUUGGAUUAGCGGACCCGCUUAGUAUAUUCAGCGGUGGGCUUGGCUUUUCAAUGGAGGAGUCAUAUACUCACUCGUUGGAUGAAGCAUUUGCGCCACAGUAUAGCGAGAUGGGUGACUGGUGUGGUUAUUGGACGCUGAUUCCUAAAAUGGUAGAGAGCUGUGGAUCGAUGACUAAAUGGCAUACUACGACUUUGGUGGGGCCGAACGGAGCUACAUCACCAAUGUGCGACACUUCCCGGCCGAGCAGAACCUUUGGAAACCAGUGUAUCACUUACCCUUAUAGGAAGGAUAGAAACCGGGUUGAUGGGAAUACUGUUGUUGUCCUUGUUGACUGCAAGAGGACCAAUAUACUGGCUCCUAUGAGGCGUCAAAACCAGUAUUACCGAAAGCCUGGUGUCGCGGAUACACAGUCUGGAAGACUGAAGAAAGCGCCAGGCGAUAAGAAAUAA